AGAUUUCUGUGGUUCCUCAAGAUGUCAGUCUUAAUCUCAGGACUUGGCAUUGUUUUAUUUAUGUUCAGAAGUGUGUCCCUCCGUGCAGAGUUCAGUAGCCUCACAUCAGGGCUCCCACGUCCCGCCAUGGCUGUCCGGGUGCGGAACCUUCUACCUGAGGAGCGUCUCAGGAACCUCUUUACCUACGACGGAAUCUGGCUGUUCCCGAAAAAUCAGUGCAAAUGUGAAGUCACCAAAGAGCACGGCUAUAACUUUCAGGAUGCCUACAGCCAGAGCGACCUCCCUGCGGUGAAUGCGAGGAGACAGGCUGAAUUCGAACAUUUUCAGAGGAGAGAAGGGCUGCCCCGCCCAGCGCCCCUACUGGCUCCGCCCAACCUCCCCUUUGGGUACCCGGUCCACGGAGUGGAGGUGAUGCCCCUGCACACAGUUCCCAUCCCAGGUCUCCAGUUUGAAGGACCCGAAGCCCCCACCUACGAGGUCACCCUGACAGCUUCUCUGGGGACACUGAACACCCUCGCUGACGUGUCAGACAGUGUGGUGCAGGGCAGAGGUCAGAAGCAGCUGACCGUUUCGACCAGUGACCGGAAGCUUUUGAAUUUCAUCCUCCAGCAUGUGACAUACACCAGCACGGUGUACCAGAACCACGGGGUGGAUGUGGUGAGUCUGGAAUCCGAGUCCUCAGUGGCCAAGUUUCCAGUGACCAUCCGCCACCCUGUCAUACCCAAGUUAUAUGACCCUGGACCAGAGAGGAAGCUCAGAGACCUGGUGACCGUUGCCACCAAAACUUUCCUCCGUCCCCAUAAGCUCAUGACUAUGCUCCGGAGCCUUCGUGAGUAUUACCCAGACUUGACGGUGAUUGUGGCUGAUGACAGCAAGGAGCACCUGAAAAUUAAUGACAGCCACGUGGAGUAUUAUGCCAUGCCCUUUGGGAAGGGUUGGUUUGCUGGUAGGAACCUGGCCAUAUCUCAGGUCACCACCAAAUACGUUCUCUGGGUGGACGAUGACUUUUUCUUCAACAACAAGACCAAGAUUGAGGUGCUGGUGGAUGUCCUGGAGAAAACUGAACUGGAUGUGGUAGGUGGCAGUGUGCUUGGAAACGUUUUCCAAUUUAAGCUGUUGCUGGAGCAGAGCAAGAAUGGGGACUGUCUUCACCGGAAGCCGGGCUUUUUCCAGCCCGUGGAUGGCUUCCCCAGCUGCGUGGUGACCAGUGGCGUUGUCAACUUCUUCCUGGCCCACACAGAGCGACUCCAAAGAGUGGGCUUUGACCCCCGCCUGCAGCGAGUGGCUCACUCAGAGUUCUUUAUUGAUGGGCUCGGGAGCCUGCUCGUGGGGUCAUGUCCAGAGGUAAUUAUAGGUCACCAGUCCCAUGUUCCAGUGGUGGACCCAGAGCUGGCCUCCCUGGAGAAGACCUACAGCACGUUCCGGGCCAACACUAAUGCUGAGGUCCAGUUCAAGCUGGCUCUCCACUACUUCAAGAACCAUCUCCAAUGCUCCACAUAAAGGUGCCCAGGCAUGGGAAAAGCACGAGGCUGACUGGUUGUGGGUAUCUAGAACAGUGGAACUGGUUGUUGGGCUAUCAAAAAAUGGACUCCUGAUAAGAUGAACUGCAAUGAAACGUCUAGUGGGUAGGGCAAAUGGGUCAAGUUAUAGGAAGUACCAAUCAAAGGUUAAGGGUCAUUAAAAAUGAACCAAUCACUGAUCGGGGCAAUGGAGACUGUAUUAAUAACAAUCAUUGUUUAUUUGUGUGAUGCCUUACCAUUUAUGAAGCAUUUGCAAGUACAGUGUCUCCCGUCAUCUCAUUUGAUCUCACACAAGAGUAUAUGAUAGGUUGGUGUCCUCAGUCAAAGGAAUGGCUGCCGAGUCCUUGAGGGUUAUUUGGUGCGAAUGAUGUCACAGUCAGAAGCAUCGUCUCCAGCAUCACUGUCAUCCACAAAUUUUUACUUGGUCUUACCUUGUGGACUCACAUAAUGUGAGUACCCCACGGUCCUUGCCUUAAGGAGGUUGCAGCCUGGUUCAGUUCAGAAUUGGGCAGCCAGAGUCAGAGGAUCAGAGGAGGGAGAAGGCAGCUGAGGAAGGCUCUGUGGAAUAAUCUCAUCUAGAGCCUGGAAGAUGGAGGAGAUUCAGGCAAUCGGAGAGAGGGAGGGAGGAGAGCACUGAGGUAGUCCACUGUCUGCCAGAACAAAGGUUCUUCUGUCAUCAGACUCACUACCACAAAGACACGUCCAGAAUAUCAAGGAUUGAACGUGAAGACACUGUGCUAAGAUGCCGUGAUAAACAGUGUAAGUGCGGUGGCAAGCUACUGAAUUCCAGGGACUUGAGCCCAGUUGCUGACCACUCAAGACCCAUGUCAUCUAUAGAGUGGAGCCACCACACAUUGUUGAGGAAGGCUUUCUCUGUUAUCUUGGGAGGCAGUAGAUUCUACAACUACUGCGCUAGCCUUUGUGGUUUCCACUCUUUACUGAAGAUGGCCUAGGGUAGUUCAGGAUCUCUGAAAAUGUGUCUGUGAGAUAUUAGUAAAACUUUAUGAAAAACA
This is a messenger RNA of Ceratotherium simum simum (southern white rhinoceros), 2533 nucleotides long. It is a transcript of the gene B4GALNT2, whose product is annotated as beta-1,4-N-acetyl-galactosaminyltransferase 2 (SID blood group). Gene Ontology annotation, biological process: UDP-N-acetylgalactosamine metabolic process; UDP-N-acetylglucosamine metabolic process. Gene Ontology annotation, molecular function: acetylgalactosaminyltransferase activity. Gene Ontology annotation, cellular component: Golgi membrane. Lineage: Eukaryota; Metazoa; Chordata; Mammalia; Perissodactyla; Rhinocerotidae. The record is from RefSeq and is a predicted model, not a curated record.